AUGAUGAUACUCUUUAGAGAAGAAGAUCUGAAGCUAAUCAAGACCCAGGCUGUGCUACAAAACUUUGAAAAUCAUGACGGUUUCCUUUUGAAGGCCUACGUCAUCGGUGAUUAUUUUCAUCUUGUGCUACGACCAUCUAUUAAGAAUCUGUCCAAAGAUCACGACCCAAUUAUUUUUAAUUCACAUCACGUUUCGAAAGAAUCUUCCCAUUCCGAACUUAACAAUGAUGGGGGCAUUCCCCAAAUUGAGGACAUAUGUGUCGAGGAGGAUUUGAUCAAGCGAACAAUCGACGCUCUCCGCACUCACCUGGACCUCGAGCUUUUUGGUGUCGAUUUUCUCAUCCUCCCUCCUUCCGGGCAUGAGCACCGCCUAGCCGUCAUUGACGUAAACAUCUUCCCAGACUACAACUGCGUCCCUGGUUUCUUCUUCCACCUGGAGAACUUGGUGCGGACAAAGUUGGAUUUGCCGAAGUUGACUUCCUCUUCCAUUUUUACAUGCCGUCAGGAAUGA
Mesocestoides corti is the source of this 510-nucleotide messenger RNA. The record is from the annotation of a GenBank genome assembly. NCBI's taxonomy places the organism in Eukaryota, Metazoa, Platyhelminthes, Cestoda, Cyclophyllidea, Mesocestoididae.